ACGCCUUCCUCCCCCCAUCUCGCGCGGUGGCGUGCGAGCGCCGCGCCGCGCCGCGCCGCGAGCCUCUGCGACAAGCCACCGGCCGUUACGCUUACGCACGCACGCCUCCGCCCGCGCAGUCGCGACGCAGAUCUCCACCUCGCUGUCUUCCUCCUCGCCCAGAAAGUCCACCUUCUCGGGAGAGCUCUCCCCGCGGUGCUCCCGAAUCCCAACUCUUCCCCAAUUCGAGCCGGGGCGGAGGCGGAGGCUGUUCUAGGUAGGUAGAUAAAUCUUGUAAGGGCUCGGCUUAGCAACCGGAGAUGGAUGCUAAAAAGAAGAGGAACAAGAAGAAGAAGGGAAACCAAGGGAAGAACACUGGUGAUGCCGUGUCCAGCACUGCAGAGACUCCCAUACAAUGCCACAGUCAUGAGUCAGCCCCUAAUGACCAUCAUAAUAGCACUGAUGCUGAUGAUGCAAUGUCCACUGCUGGAGAGGAAGCUCCUCAGUACCAGAAUCAUGAGCCAGAUCGACAGGCAAAUCAUGGUGGCACAAACACUAAUGAUGCCAUGUCCUAUGUUGGAGAAGGGAUUCCAUCAUACCAGAACGUUAAACCUGCCAUGACAGAGGAAAAUCACAAAUUCAGUACUGUAGCCCAUGUCAAUCAGAGGAAUGUUGAGAUGUCAGACUCCACCGUGGAGCUUGAUAUGCACAGACUAUAUGAAACAAAGCUUACUUUGCCAAUGCAGGAUAAAUUACAUGAGGCGAUAAAGCAGUUGGAAGAUGAGAAGAGUUCGUGGCUUCAAAAAGUGAGCAUCAUGGAGAGUGAGCUUGAAAAGUUGCAUAACAAAGUGGAUUACCAUGCACAGAAUGAGGUCCGUUUGGAGGAAAAACUCAAUAAUCUACAGAAUGGGUACGAUCUGCUGAUCAAGAAGGAGGAAGUUCUGGGUAACAAAGUCAGGUGCAUAGAGGUCAUCAACGGUGCAUUAACUCAUCAGGAGACAUCUCUUAAAGAAAGAUUAAGUGGACUGGAAGAAACAAAUAAAGCACUGCUGGUACAGGUGAAGAUGCUGGAGGGAACUUCAAGCAAUACUGUUGAGGAAAGACAGAAGUUAAUAAAAGGUUUAGAUGAACUGGUGUCUAGAUUAGAUGCCUUUGAAUCAAAGGUUGCUGUUACUGAAGCCUCCCAUGCUAAAAAGAGGAAUGAACUGAUUGCCGAUAGAAGUCUAAGCAGUUCUGGGACGGUUACUUCUGUGAAUAAUCUUAUCAACGAAAGUUCUAGCAAUGCCUAUGCUAGUAAUCAUCUAGAAGAAACUCCCAUGCAUCUUCCAGAAACAUCUAUCGAUGAUGUUGCUUCCCAGGCCAUCAUUGAUGUGAAUGCAUAUCAAAGGUCAGCACAAAACUUUGAUGAGCCAAGAACAGGCGAAGAAAUUGUGCCAGUUGCAUUAGAUGAUAUACAGAUUCAUGAGGAUGAUCCACAACCACCAAUAGCAGAUGAUGAGGCAGAGGAGGUUCCAUUCUCUGAUGCUCCCAUCGUCGGCGCUCCAUUCCGUUUGAUUUCAUUUGUUGCUAGGUAUGUCAGUGGUGCUGAUUUGGUGAACCAAAAGUAGUUUUUCAUUAUACCAUCAGGCAGCUUGAGAUCUGUAUUUUUGGAAAGAGGAGGAUGUGUGCGAUGGAUGCAUUCGAUUAAGCGGAGAUAUGGAACCUCAGUUCAGUUCUUGGUAGAGUGCUCGUGUCAUUACCAGCUUUUCUUCCUCCCCUGUCAAUUUUUUUCAGGGGCAGCAGAAGUUCUUGUUCCCAAGUUAUACACAUGAGGCCUUUGUGCUAUUUCCCUUUAUACCAGUCUGACCAUCUAGGGGGUGUAUUGGCCAUAUUUAUUCUACAGAAAACUGAAAUUUUGGUAUUACAACAGAUUGUGAAUGCAUUUAACCAUGACCAUGUGUCUUGAGGAAAUUUAGCCACAUGUAUUUGAUUUAAUUAUUGCAUUGAUUGGAUGAUGCUAUACUUUUGUAUGUUUUUGAGCUUUGGGUGUCUCUGAUUUAACGUUUGGCCCUGUGCUGUC
Messenger RNA from Oryza brachyantha (malo sina), 2038 nucleotides. RefSeq lists its product as uncharacterized. The transcript has 9 exons. The coding region runs from base 300 to 1586 and encodes 428 amino acids. The record is from RefSeq and is a predicted model, not a curated record. NCBI's taxonomy places the organism in Eukaryota, Viridiplantae, Streptophyta, Magnoliopsida, Poales, Poaceae.